Messenger RNA from Megalobrama amblycephala (Wuchang bream), 2341 nucleotides. Its product is annotated as odorant receptor 131-2-like. The transcript is spliced from 2 exons. Lineage: Eukaryota; Metazoa; Chordata; Actinopteri; Cypriniformes; Xenocyprididae. Gene Ontology annotation, biological process: G protein-coupled receptor signaling pathway. Gene Ontology annotation, cellular component: membrane. The record is from RefSeq and is a predicted model, not a curated record. The coding region runs from base 253 to 1263 and encodes 336 amino acids. Gene Ontology annotation, molecular function: G protein-coupled receptor activity.
UGUUCAGGGAACAAAAACAUAUCUAAUUAAAUGUUCUUAUUUAAUUAUGUAGCAGUAGCUCUGGCAACAGAAAAUGUUUAUUUUUUUACGUAUUAUAUACUUGCUUAUGAGACACUAUAAUAAUUCAUUAUCAUGCAUGUCUAUUUAUAUGGCUUUGUCUGUAUUUAGCUUUACUAACUGUAAAAGAUGAAUGGUGCAAUGCAGAAUAUAUAGCCUAUUAUAUUAAGUGAAGUUGUAUAUACUCUGUCUAUAAUGUGUGCUUUAUCAUCUCAGGUUGAGAACAUGAACUCCAGCGCUGUCUCAGAGUAUGGUAACUCUACUUUACUCCUUGUGAAUGCAAUACCCCGGGACAGCUUCAGCGCUGCUCUCACUAAAAACAUUGUGGCCAUGCUUGUAUGGCUGGCGCUCAGUGUCCUUAAUUGCAGUAUGGUGUCCACUUUCCGCAAGCACAGUUUCUUCUAUGAAGAUCCACGUUAUAUCAUGUUUGUCUGCAUGGUCAUUAAUGAUGCUGUACAACUGACACUGGUAACCGCCUUGUAUGUGGUGAGUUAUGCCUUUUCAAAGAUCCUGGUGUCUGCCUGCUGUCCUCUGAUCAUGACCGCUGUGACGACCACCCGCUCCACCCCGCUCAUCCUGGCCGGCAUGGCCCUGGAGCGCUACAUCUCCAUCUGCUUCCCCCUCCAUUACAGCCACAUCUGCACGGCGACACGCACCAUGUGGAUCAUCGGGGUGAUAUUCCUCCUGAGCUUCACUCCUCCUCUCACCGAUCUUUUCAUCACUGUCGCCAAAGAACCACCACUGUUCUUCCACACAUCCAUAUUCUGCGAUCACUCGCUCCUAUUCCAAGACCGCUCGAUCUAUUUCAAGAACCUUGUGUUUGAUAGUGUAUAUUUCUCUUUUGUCUUCUUGACUUUGCUUUAUACGUACUGUAAGAUCAUGCUGACGGCCCGCGCGGCCUCCACCGACCAGGUGUUGGCCAAGAAGGCCCGUAACACAGUGCUGCUCCAUGGGGUUCAGCUGCUGCUGUGCAUGUUGGCGUUUGUCGUGCCGUCCAUGCAGGCUCAGCUCAUACAACUGUUUCCGAUGUAUAGCCUGGAGAUCCGUUAUGUUAAUUUUCUUCUGGUCUACAUCAUCCCACGAUUUCUCAGUCCAAUGAUAUAUGGAUUCAGAGAUGAGAAGUUUCGCAAGUAUUGGCUCAGAUACUUUAUCUCUAAAGCAUCGAGAGUAAAACCAGCCAGCCAUUUCUCUCAAAAGCUUGGAUGAUGUUUUGUUCACUGCUAUACCACAUGAAUGAUUUAUAGGUGACACCGAUUUCUGGAGAGAGUUCAUGUGAAGGAGACAUUUUAACAGGCAACAAGAGAUUAGAAGAAAGUGUGGAUAUUGUUGAUACUGAUAUUGUAUUUUGUAAAUAUAAACACAUUUUGAUGGCUGCAACAGAGAAGGGCCCAGAGAAGGGGCUAUGGAGGCUCAGCAGCAUCUCUGCAUUGAACAGACGUGUAGCUUUCUCCUUGUGUAACAAAGAUUCGAGUUGCAUUUCUUGAUGCAGCGUCAGACUGUUAAGUGCAACUGUUUUCCAAAGUACUCCCGAGUCCAUGUGGCUCUAUUUAACGUAGUAGCAUGACGGUUUCUAAUGCAAUGCCAUCUGAGGGCUCAAAGGUCAUACACAUUUAUUCAAUUGCAUCAUUCAACUGAGGUGUCCUUGCCCUAUACAGACUGAGAUUUCUCUGGAUUCCCUGAAUCUUUUUUACAUUGGUAUAGUGAAAGACAUAAAUUCUUUGCAAACUUGCAUUGAGAAAUGUGAUUUUUCAAUUGUUUGACAAUUCUCUCAUGACAUUUGGCACAAAGUGGUGAGCCAUGACCCAUCUUUUCUUGCAAAGACUGAGAAGCUCUUUUACACCCAAGCACAAUACCCUCACCUGAUACCAAUUCACCUGCUAAUUGUGGACUGUUUAAAAACAGUUUAAAUUGGAUAUUAUAUAAUCUUUUCGCUUUUAUUUUGCAUCUGUCCCAACUUUUUUUGGAGUGUGUUACAGCCUUCAAAAUUAAAAUUUGUUUAAAUUCACAAAAUACAAUUAUGUUGGUCAGUGAAAACAUUGGAAAUCUUUUCUUUGUACUUUUGUCAGUUAAAAAAAGGUUCAAGAGAAUGAACAAAUCACAGAUUUUAUAGCGUUUUACAAAAUGUCCAAAUGGGGUUUGUAAUAUGAGGUUACUCACAAUACAUUACAUGUACAUUUAUGCAUGUAUCCAAAGCGACUUACAAAAGAGGUAUAAAAGCAACAAUGAUCCAACAAUAAUCAUGAUAUAAAAUACAGCUUGCAACAUGCACAUUACUAAACCGACU